AUUUCAAGUGAUGAAUGGAUCACAUGUUUUGUCUGAAUGUUUGGCAAACGUUUGAAACAAUCAGUGAUUGAAUUAAUUUAUUGAAUAUUUUUAGCAAUGAUUUAAAUAAUUAAAGAAAACAAAUGGAUAAUAAUAAUAGACAAGAGAUUGAGACCAAUUUAGGUGACAAUGGGGUGCAAAUUAGUGGUAGUGAUGGCGUACCAACCAUUAUGAAUAUAAAUGACAAUAAGGCGGGAAUGACAGGUCUGGACACGGAUCGGAUCAAUAAGAUUAUACACGAGUGGAGCAAUGGAUCCCAUUUUCACUCAUUUCAAACACGAAGACAACAACGUAUCGAUGGCCACAUCAAUGAUAUGAAAAAACAUUUGUCAACAAUAACUGUAUGGCAACGACAACAAUGUCUUAAAGAAGCAGACGUUUAUGUGAAGAAUAUUGAAUCUGAACGAGACAUGAGUCGUAUCAUUGGUCUCAUAGAUUUGGAUAUGUUUUUCGCCGCCGUUGAGAUCAAAUACAAUCCACUUCUCAAAGAUAAACCCAUUGCUGUGGGAAGUGAACAGAUGUUGGGAACCAGUAAUUACAUCGCAAGAAAAUAUGGCAUUAGACCUGGAAUGCCCGGAGCUCUUGCUAAGCGUUUGUGUCCACAAUUGAUAAUAAUUAAAGGCAACUAUUCAUCGUAUUCUGUGGAAAGCAAAGCAGUGAUGAAAAUAAUCAGUGAAUUUGAUCCAAAUUAUAUGAAAAUGAGUUUAGAUGAGGCAUACAUUGAUUUAACUGAAUAUGUGAUUGAUAUUUACUGUCAACAAAAUGUAAACUUUGAUAGAUAUUGUUUGAAAGACUGUCGCCAAUUACCAGAUGACAUAUGGGAUACGGCAUCUCUAGUGAUGUCAAAAAUUAGACAAAGAAUCUUAGAUGAAACACAAUUGAGUGCCAGCGCUGGUAUUGCUUGCAAUAAAAUGAUUGCCAAAGUUUGUUCUGAUAUUAACAAACCUAAUGGACAGCAUAUGGUUCGCGGCAAUAGACAAGAAAUUGAAGAGUUCUUAGUCGACACUCCUAUUAGAAAAGUUUGUGGUAUCGGACCAGUUAGUGGACAAUAUUUGACAGCACUUGAUAUCAAAACUUGCAAAGACUUGUAUCACAAACGAGAUAUUAUACGGUUUGCUUUAAGUCAACAUAACUCUGAUUAUUACUUGAGAGUCGGUUUAGGAAUUGGCAGUCAUAUAAUCAGUGGCGACAAUGAACCUCAAAAAAGUAUGAGUUGUGAGCGCACUGUACGAGAGAUUAGCUCUUUUGAUGCCAUAUCUGAUUUGAUGAAAGAGUUGAGUGAAGAUUUGGCGUCAGAUCUCAUUAAGCGAAAUCAGAGCUGUAAAACAAUUACUAUUAAAUUAAAGAAAAUUACUUUUGAAGUAACACUUAAAUCACAUACACUUCCUUAUUAUACAUGUGAUUCAGAAACUAUUCUUAAUGUGGCAAAGAAUCUGUUGGAAACAGAACUGAGUAAUACUUCAGCAAAUUGUCGCAAAUAUAGACUAAUUGGACUCAAAGUGUCAAAUCUUAAGUCAGAUGAUUGCGACAAAAGAUCCACAUCUCAGAUGACUUUAUCACAAAUUUUUAAAGCUUUAAAAAGCAAUAAAAACACAGAAACAAAAGUGAUUAAUUCAAAUGAAACCACCGGUGAUAAUGAAUUAACAUUCAAUGACAUAAAUGGUGAUAAUGAAGACAUUUAUACAAAUGGAUUAGAUAAUGAUUUAAAUUGUAUUUCAAAUGUAUUUGAGUGUUCCGUUUGUUUUCAAGAAUUUCAUGAUAAAGAAAAUCUUGAAAUGCAUGAAAACGAUUGUAUCGAUAAAAUACUUAACAUUACAAUUGAUAAAUCAAAUGUAAGUGAGACUCAAAAUGAUGAAAAAGAUGACAAAAAUGAUAACAACGAUGUCGAAGAAUUGUGGCCAACGCUCAACAUUGAUAACAAUGACAGCAAUAAGUCUUACUUAUGUCCCAUAUGUGCGAAUCAAUUGUCAUUUAAAGAUAACGUUGAGCUCAAUGCACACAUUGAUGUUUGUCUUAACAAAAAUAUGUGUUUAGAGUUAACUAAAGUACCCACUCGUGCCUCCACUUCUAAUUCAACGCCCAAACCGGUUAAGACAACUAAACGGAUGCACAGCUCGGAUACAAAACUGAACACAAAAAAUAGUCGAAAUUCUGAGUCAAACAAUAAGAAAGUAGAGUCAAAAAAGUUGCAAAAAACUAUCGAUUAUUUCUUUCAUUCGCAAUAA
Molecule: messenger RNA, 2264 nt
Organism: Oppia nitens
Lineage: Eukaryota; Metazoa; Arthropoda; Arachnida; Sarcoptiformes; Oppiidae
Product: DNA polymerase kappa-like
Exons: 2
Coding region: 123-2264 (713 amino acids)
Biological process (GO): error-prone translesion synthesis
Cellular component (GO): nucleus
Molecular function (GO): DNA-directed DNA polymerase activity; damaged DNA binding
Source: RefSeq, a predicted model, not a curated record